UCUGAAAGCGAGCAGAUGCAUUCUCUGUCCAAUGGCUCCUUAUACAUACGCGAGCUGGAGAGCGGCAAGCCUGGCGAAAGGCUGGAUGAAGGAGUCUACCAGUGCUUGGCCCUGAAUAAACACGGCGCUGUUCUCAGCCAGAAAGCACACCUCACGUUUGCAACCCUCUCUGCCUUUGAAGUCCAGCCUCUCCCCACAGAGGUCCAUGAAGGGGGUGUGGCUAGAUUUGCCUGCAAAAUCCCGGCCCACCCUCCAGCCAUCAUCACCUGGGAGGUAAAUGGGACAGCACUGCUAAUGGAGACGGAGAGGAUAACGGUGCUGCCAUCUGGAGUACUACAGAUUUAUAGCGUUGAGCCAAAAGAUGCAGGGAGUUACCGUUGUAUUGCUACAACAGUUGUUGGCCGGCGGAGGAGUGGCGAGGCUAAACUCACUGUUGCUCCAGCUACCAAUAUGAAACUCUUCCAUAAGCCAUCCAUUAUAGCUGGCCCCCAAAAUACGACGGCCUCUCUCCACCAAACGGUCAUCUUUGAGUGUGUGGCCAUCGGGAAUCCAAAACCAAUUGUGUCCUGGAGUCGCCUUGACCACAAGUCCAUCGAUGUUUUCAACACACGGGUGCUUGGAAAUGGGAACCUCAUGAUCUCGGAUGUGAAGAUACAACAUUCUGGCGUGUACGUUUGCCGUGCUACAAUCCCUGGCACACGCAACUUCACCACGGCAAUGGCAACACUGCUGGUGCUAGCCCCCCCUGCUUUUCUGGAGUGGCCAGAGAGUUUGACCAGGCCACGGGCUGGCACAGCCCGUUUUGCCUGCCAGGCAGAAGGCGUCCCAACCCCCAAGAUAGCCUGGCUGAAGAAUGGCCGGAAGAUCCAUUCCAAUGGCAGAAUCAAGACCUACAGCAGUAAAUUGGUGAUCAACCAGAUCAUCCCUGAAGACGAUGCCAUCUACCAGUGUGUGGCUGAGAACAGUCAGGGGUCUGUCCUUGCCAGGGCACGCCUAACAGUGGUUCUCUCUGAAGACCGGCCCAGCGCACCUUGCAAUGUCCAUGCAGAAACCAUGUCAAGCUCAGCCAUUCUCUUGGCGUGGGAGAGGCCGCUGUAUAAUUCAGACAAAGUGAUUGCCUACUCGGUGCACUAUAUGAAGGCGGAAGGCUUAAACAACGAAGAAUACCAAGUGGUGAUUGGCAAUGACACCACCCAUUAUAUUAUUGAUGACUUGGACCCGGCCAGCAACUACACCUUCUACGUCGUGGCCUAUAUGCCCCUGGGGGCCAGCCAGAUGUCUGACCACGUCAGUCAGCAUACACUGGAAGAUGUCCCGCUGAGGGCUCCUGAGCUCAGCCUGACCAGCAGAACCCCUUCUGACGUCCUCAUCUCUUGGCUGCCCAUCCCGGUCAAGUACCGUCGCGGGGAGGUGGUGGCUUUCCGCCUCUCCUUCCGUCUCAGCACAGAGAGCAGCAUCCAGGGGCUGGAGCUCCCAGGCACCACCUAUCAGCACCUGCUCCGGGGGCUGAAGCCCGACAGCAUCUACUUGGUUCGCAUUUCUGCUGCCACAAAAGUCGGCUGGGGCGAGGCCUCUCUGUGGACAUCCCAUCGCACCCCAAAAGCCAGCAGUGUCAAAGCACCAAAGUCUCCCGAAUUACGCCUCGAACCCCUGAACUGCACAACAAUCGCCGUGAAGUGGCAGCAAGAGCUUGCAGACAUGGCUGCCAUCCAAGGCUACAAGCUGUACUAUAAGGAAGAAGGCCAGCAAGAGAGUGGGCCAAUUCUGCUCAGGGACAGGGAUUCCUCCUACACCAUCGGCGGCCUGGACCCCAGGAGGAAGUACCACGUCAGGCUGCUGGCCUACAACAGCCUGGAGGAAGGCUACGAGGCAGACCAGACUGUCAGCACCCCCGGCUGCGUGUCUGUUCGGGACCGCCUGGUGCCACCCCCUCCACCCCCCCACCAUCUUUACGCCAAGGCAAACUCUUCCUCCUCGGUCUUCUUGCACUGGGGCCGGCCGGCCUUCACGUCAGCCCAGGCCAUCAACUACACUCUCCGCUGUCACCCUGUGGGGCUGCAGAAUGCUUCUUUGGUGCUCUACCUUCAAACGUCAGAGACUCACCUGAUGGUCCAAGGACUGGAGCCAAACACCAAGUACGAGUUUGCCGUUCGGCUGCAUGUGGAUCAGCUCUCCAGCCCAUGGAGUCCAGUGCUUUACCACACCACCCUCCCCGAAGCCCCAGCUGGUCCACCCCUGGAAGUGAAGGCAACACUGAUUGAGGAAGACACAGCCUUGGUCUCCUGGAAGCCACCAGCUGGCAUCAGAACCCUUGUCUCCCGUUACACCAUUCUGUACACCUCCAGGAAAGCUUGGGUCGCGGGCGAGUGGCAUGUCCUGCAUCGGGAAGGAACAAUCACCAUGGCUUUACUAGAGAACCUCAGGGUGGGAAGUGUCUACCUCAUCAAACUUGCUGCGUCCAACGAAGUGGGCGAAGGGCCUUUUUCUAGCGCUGUGGAACUUGCGGUCCUGCCAAAGGAGCCCUCGGAGGCAAACCCAAGACCCAAACGCCUGGAUUCCGCAGAGGCUGGCACAACUCGUUCUGGCUCUUACCAGUUGGACCAGAGGUCAAUGACGGGCAUCAUUGCAGGUGUCUCCAUUGCCCUGGUGUGCAUCUUAGUCUGCAUCCUUAUCCUGAUCUACCGUGGCAAAGCAAGGAAAGCAACCCCUUCCAAAAGCAGCCAGCCCAGCCCUGACCCGCUCCCUCGCAGUGGCAGCCACUCUUCCACAAGGAACCAUGGGGGAGCCAAAACUCUGCAAAGCCUGGCAGAGAAUGAGCAAUCGCUCUUGCCCAGGAUUACAGGGGGCAGCUUUCUGGAUGCCAAGGGUGGAACUGACCUUGUUAUAAACCGCUUUGGUCCAGUCAUGCAAAAGAGACCCCAGAAGAAACGGCUCUUCCUGCGUGGCUCUUGGAAGGAGAAAGCAGAGGAGGCCCCGAGGCAGCUGGCCUCGGCAGCCUUCCUGUGCCGGUCGAGGGCAGCCAUGCUGGUUGGCGAAGAGCAGCAGCCAAGUACCCAAAGGAUCUGCAGCCUGGGAACCGACACAGAGCAUUCAGCCCAUAGCCAAGGCAGCCACGAGACGGGGGAUUCGGGAAGGUUCUCCCACGCGUCCAACGAGGAACUGCACCCCCAUCCCGGCCUUGGUGCUUCAGAUUCCUUCCCAGGCAGCGACUCACACUUGGCAGCCAGCUGUCCUGUCCCUAGGCCUCUCCAGCCACCGGUGACUGGCAGUAGCAAUGGGACAUCAUGCAGGGAGCCAUGAACUGGGGGGGGUCAAGGUUUCCGUGGGAUGCCCGAGAACCCUCAGGCAGCCCGUGUUUCCACCGCCUCCUUGUGUUUUCUUUCCCUCCUGAAUGUCCAGUGCGCAAAAAUGCGGAAGGAGAGCAGGGCAGCCCUCCUCCCUGUCACUGGAGCAAAGGUGCCCCCUUUGCUUGAGCAUCUACCUCAGCUUACCAAGGCAGACGCCAAAGGAA
Molecule: messenger RNA, 3511 nt
Organism: Pseudonaja textilis
Lineage: Eukaryota; Metazoa; Chordata; Lepidosauria; Squamata; Elapidae
Gene: PRTG
Product: protogenin
Biological process (GO): cell-cell adhesion
Molecular function (GO): protein binding
Source: RefSeq, a predicted model, not a curated record